Messenger RNA from Pocillopora damicornis (cauliflower coral), 2584 nucleotides. RefSeq lists its product as uncharacterized. NCBI's taxonomy places the organism in Eukaryota, Metazoa, Cnidaria, Anthozoa, Scleractinia, Pocilloporidae. The record is from RefSeq and is a predicted model, not a curated record. Gene Ontology annotation, molecular function: acyl-CoA dehydrogenase activity; flavin adenine dinucleotide binding.
ACAACUCAAGCUCUGUUUCUCUCGCAGUUUGCUGCACAUUUAUUCAAACUCACAGCUUAGGAAAUCUCUGAUCCACAAUGUCGUUGGAAACUAAAUUCUGGGGUCAACGUCCUUUCUGGGGCUUAUCCUUCGAUUUGGAUCCGCAAUGGUAUCUGACGGAUGAGCAAAAGGAAAUUCAAAGGAGGUUGAUUGAGCUUUGCAGGACAACCCUACGACGUAAUGCGUUGGUAUCGGAUCAGUACUACGAAUAUCCUCACAAAAACAUGAAAGCUCUUGCCUCGCAAGGCCUUUUGGGGCUAAUUAUACCCAAGGAAUUUGGUGGCAUGGGUCAGAAUCACGUGUGCAUGGCUAUGGUUGUGGAGACGAUAGCCAGAUAUGGCUGCCCUAGCACUGCCAUGGUGUGUGUUAUGCAUUACAUUGCCGUGGGCUCUUUAUUGUUUCGUCAUCACAACAAUGCUCUGAUCCAGGACCUUCUUCGGCGAGUAAACGAGGAGACGUUGAUCGGAACAAUUUCUUACAGCGAUCCAGCCACUGGAGGUCACUUCUGGUACCCAAUGUCUUCUCGGACUCAAAUGACCGCGGAUGGAAGAAUUAAGAUAUUGAAGUGUGGAUCCUGGGCAACAAGCGCCGGACUUGCAGAUUUCUAUGUGAUUACUACAAUCAGUCCACAGUUUGACGGCGAUUUCUCCCAUUUGUCGAGCUUUCUUCUUUACAAGGAUGAAGUGCGCGCCGACAACGAUGACUGGAAGUCGCUUGGGAUGCAUGGCAAUCAGUCAAGACCAAUGGUUUGUGAGGCCACAGUCGACGAAGAUCGGCUUAUUGGACCAUAUGGCGAUGGAAAGGCAGCCAUUGAUGAAGUUGGGUCGCCCAGGUUCUUGCUGCUGACAGCAGCCUGCUGGAAUGGUAUUGCUAUGGGAGCUAUGGAUAUAGCUCGGCAUCACGUGACCACAAAAGAACAUGCUGAUGUUGGAAUGCGCAUUGCUGAUUACCCGACGAUCCAAGAUUACUUUGGAGACGCAGUGAGUGGUACCAAUGCAUGUCGGAUAAUGGCAUUCUCCGUAGCUCAGCUAAUGGACCACGUCACUGACAACAAUGACUGGAAUAUUUAUAAGGACCCCAAAGCUUCACUGCGGAUCGGUGCUCUACAUCCGUGUUGGUCCUGGCAGCUGAAAUAUGAGUGCGCUAAGAACGUGAACAACGCCACAGACAAAAUGAUGCAAGCUUGCGGAGGAGCUGGGUUCAAACGAGAUCUUGGUGUUGAACGCUUGUUGCGAGAUGGUCGCGCGGGGUGGGUGAUGGGCCCAAGCAAUGAAGUGAUAAAACAGUUCGUUGGUAAAUCUUCUCUGUUUGGUGUGGAAUGUUUGGACAUUUGGUCUCAAUCAGCCAAUAGACGUACCCUGAAUGCCGAGUUGCUAAAACUAAAGGACGAAGAAAAGUUGGAAAUCGCCCAGCAGUUGAUGCGUGAGGUUGAAAUGAACGGACCACUGGAGAAGAGUGACUCAUCAUCUUACCAGGACACAGAAUUUGAUAACCCAUUCAAUACUCGGCCAUCGGUCAGUAGAGGCCCCAUCACUGAUGUAAAUGGAACAGAACACUUAGCCGCUCUGAGCCCCGACUGUUUUUUCCCCUUAAAGCUCCUGUCCGUGAUACCAAUGGGAGAUAAGCAAGCAGAAUUUCAGUUCGCUCUACCCCAAGCAUCUCAACAUACUGGUUGUCUACCGGGCCAGUAUGUCCAAGUCAGAGUACCUCUAGACAAGGACGGCGAGAAGUACUGUCAGCGGUAUUUUUCGCCAGUAAACGCCACCACAGAAUUUGGCCGAAUAGACCUGGUCAUGAAGUUUGAGAGUCAUGGUCAAUUAUCACAGAGAUUUAAGGCACUUACUCCAGGUGACCUGGUGGAGUUCCGAGGCCCUUGUGGGGGUUUUGAGUACGAGUCAAAUUCAGUCAAACAUAUUAGUCUUGUGGCCAGCGGUUCAGGUGCCACUCCGUGUAUUCAAAUUGUGCGUGACAUCAUGGCAGACCCUGGAGAUCAGACUUCCGUGUCCAUGUUGUACUCCGCGGAAACUGAGUCAGAGUUCAUGUUCAAGAGUGAGUUAGAUGACCACAGUGCACGUGAUGAGCGUUUCCGAGUGUUCUACACACUCUCUAAAGGUGCAGGGCAAGAGACUUGGCAGGGCGGAGAGGGGCAUAUCGACAAGGACAUGAUCAGUAAUCACCUGGUAGGUCCUCAAGUGUUGGAGCACAAAGUACUAUUAUGCGGUGGACCCACCAUGAUUGUAUCAGUAAUGCGGAUCUUGUUUCAGAUGGAAUAUUCCAGCCACCAGAUAUUUGUUUACGGUCCGUUCGGCGCAGAGCUGGUCAGGGCAGUAUUUGGAAGAAAUGCUAGGUUGUCUUCCCAUCGCUUUGAGCGUUAGACGAGCAAAGUUUAGCUCAAAACAAACUUCAUUUUCAUAGUUAUGACUGGCGCUCAGCUUUGGCAACAAGUAAUCGAGAGAGGAAAUUCCGCGUGGUUUUAUAUGGAAUCUAUCAACCUCGCUAGAAAACAUGUAUUCAUUAUUGAAAAUAAAGAUCAUCUUCAACAACA